Messenger RNA from Phyllostomus hastatus (greater spear-nosed bat), 5384 nucleotides. RefSeq names its product sosondowah ankyrin repeat domain family member D (gene SOWAHD). Gene Ontology annotation, molecular function: protein binding. The transcript has a single exon. The record is from RefSeq and is a predicted model, not a curated record. NCBI's taxonomy places the organism in Eukaryota, Metazoa, Chordata, Mammalia, Chiroptera, Phyllostomidae. The coding region runs from base 3848 to 4807 and encodes 319 amino acids.
UUUUUAAGUGUUUAUUAAACAUGAAAGAUAUUCACAAUGGUAAACUUUUCACAGGAGUCUUCCCAUGUAAAGCCUUGGCACUUGGAAAGGAUAAUAGGACAACUGCAGACAGUGACAUCCGGCAGUGUGUGUGUGUGUACGCACACACACUCAAACAUAUACUAUCACACACACACUUACAGACUCAUAACUACACACUCUGUUGCUCAGUGGGAACCGAACCUUCUCUCUUGUGGCCUGCUCUCUGACCAAGAAUCAUGUGAUGCUGUCAGCACAGGUCUUUGGAAGAAGGAAAAUUUAUCUUUUAUAUCUGGAACUUCAAGAAUGUUCCCUGUUCCCUCCAGCAGUGCAGAUUAUAUUGGAAGCCUGAAACUCAUUACUUCCCAUUUCUGCCCUUGUCUGUUUGCAUCCCCAGAUUUUUCAGGAUCCAUAAGCCUCAUUGGCAAACUCCACUGAAAGCCAAAGACAUUUGUGCCUUUGGUUUUCCCCACAGGACCAUGUUCCUGAAAAGCUGCAUGUAAAUUAAUUUUUUGCAGAACAAUUAUGAUUCCCCACUGACUUCCAAUAAGAUUUCUGAGCUGCUUUCUCUUCAUCAAGAUUGAUUUUCCGCCAUGGCUGGUGUGGCUCAGUGGAUUGUGCACUGGCCUGUGAACCAAAGGGUCACUGGUUCGAUUCCAGUCAGGGCACAUGCCUGGGUUGCAGGUGGGUCCCCAGUGUGUGUGUGUGGGGGGGUGCAUAAGAGGCAACCACAUAUUGAUGUUUCUCUUCCUCUCUUUCUCCUUCCCUUCCCCUCUGUCUAAAAAUAAAGAAAUACAAUCUUUAGUAAAGAAGAUUGAUUUUCAAUGUACACCCAACACUUCAGCUUUAAGUUCCUCUGCUUCCUGCCACCCUCUCUGACAGUUACUUAAACCUCAUCUGGAAAAUGAAGAACUGACCAAUGGAGCAUUAAGAUCUCUUCCAGUUCAAACAGUCCAGGGUCUGAAAACAAACAUCUAAAUACCUUGGAGAUGCUGCCAUUUGGAAAAGACACCAGGCACCACCAUUUCAAAUGCAAAUACCCUAUAUCUACCCCACUCCCAGGUAUCUGAUUCCAGAUACCCUCUCUACUGAAACAGAGAUGGGUGCCAGGAUUCUGGGGAACUCUGUAUGCAGCUGGUAGCCUAGGGUAGGAAGCACUUGCCAAGAAAAGAUUAAGUCAGUUACUAGGGAGGCAUUGUGGCUUUGGCCUCUGGCAACAGAGUUAAGAAAGGGCAUGUGUGUCGUGGGUCUGUGGUACUGGUCAAGUAACUACCUUUGCAGUCUAUGAACCAGAGAUAUUAUUAAGUGCUGAUAGGGAAGGGCAAUGCCUACUUACUGGUGAGGAAAAUUAAUAGCCCAAGCAUUCUUCCAUCCUGCAUUCUCCAUGUUGGCAUUUUGAUUUAAAAAAUAUUGCUGCAGCUGUUUGCAUAUUCUGGAAGUGUGUGUGCAUGCGUGUGGUUUGGUGUUUACAGAUUUGGGGUUGUGGAGGGGAGUUUCCAGAGCAACGGAAGUAACUGCUUGUCAGUCAGGGUUCAUUUUGAAAAUGAAAGCCUGAAAGCUUGGGGCCCACUCUGGGCCUGGGCCUAGUCUCUGAGGAGUCAGCAAAGGCCAAGAGGUGGCUUUGACUAGUAAGCUCAGUGAAUAAACUACUGAUCACUACUAGUUUUUUAAUGAAUUGACCAAAUCUAUGACUUGCUUUUAGUGUCCUACAGAUUCAGUCCAAGGCAGGAAUGUGGGGGUAGGCAUAAAGGUUCUGGCUGCAGAUGCACCUCACCAAACACACACACACACACAAUGCUCCCCACCACACAUACACACAGUCACAUUUUCUCAGGCUGCCAAACCAGAACAAGGUAACAAAUUUUGCUUGCACACCUACUAGGUGCACAAGGAUACUGCGACAUAGUCAUCAAAGAGUUUAAAUUCGCAUGUCAGAGCAAGGGGAGAGAAAUACAACAUAAGGCAGUCUGUGCCAGAUGCCAAGGCUGUAAUACAAACAGAUUGUGAGAGGGAGAAGGAUCACUCUGGGCUGGGGUCAUCGGAAGUACCUUACUGGAGAAAGUGGAAACCGAGGCCAACCUGAAGGACAGGAAGAAGAAAUUCACUAGACAGAAGCUGUGAGGGAGGACAUUCUAGGGGAGGGGAGGGAAAGUUUAAGAUGUACUCAGGUUAGGACAAGUCCAUCCGUUUGGCUGAAACUUGGAGUUUGUGUGAGUGAUUUGCAGCCAAUAAGCCGGGCUUGAAUAUCAGUACCUCAGUGCCAGAACAAAGACUCUGGUGUCACACAGACCUGCUCCGCCACUUCCUGCUGGGUGACCUUGGGCAAGUGGCCUAACCUCUGAAAACUGAGGAUAAUAAUGAUAUGUAGCUCUUGAGGUCAUUGGGAAGAUUAGAAGUGUUGCAUUUACCACAGUGUCUGGCACAUAGUAAAUGUUCAAAACUGGAUUACAAAUGAAUAGACUGUCAUGAAGAUAUUUAGGAAUGAUCCCAAAUAUUUGAGGGCCAAGGCAGAAAAGCCUCUGAUAUCUUCUAUCACUGUUGGGCCCAGUAGAGUGGGCUGACUUGGCCUGAGCCUCCAUCCCCUCUGGCCUGCACUGUUGGAACAUCCUCCUGGCUUCCUGACUCUGCUUCUCCCAUAAUCAUUUUCCUAAAUACCACCUUAUUCAUAGCUGUGUCCCUCUCUGCCUCAAGAACCUUCUAUGAUUCCCAGUUGCUCUCUGACUGAACUUCCUAACAUGGGAAUGGGACCAGCAGGAGGCAAGAGCUAUCAUUUAUAUAUCAUUGAGGGAAGGAAAGAGCAAAGAGGAAGCCAGUGUUAGCAGUAUAAAGAGAUAAAAUAUCCUCCUCUUUUAAAAGUCCUUAAGCUCUGAAUUCGCAGAAAUCAGCAGGUCCCUGAGGGAGAGAGCAGAACACAUCUUUGAAGAGGGCACGGCAUUCCUUGGCCACUGACUCAUUAACCUGCACCUGCUUCUUCAAGCCAAUGUGGGAGAGGUUAAAAAGGAUAGAAGAGGUUGGAGCAGGGACCUGCGAGGAGAUAAGGGAAUACCCCUUCUUGGUUCCUUGGAAAGGGUCUGCCUGGGUUUCUGUCUUGGAUUUCUCUGCAGGAAUCCCGUGUAGCUUCCAGCUUGGGGCGCUGCGGGAAGGGUCUAGGCUGCACAAAGGGCAGAGCAGGCGAGCUGGCGUCACCUAGGGCAGUCAGGCCGCCUCCGUGAAAGCUAGGCGCGGGACAAAGGCUGCUCCAGGACAAAGUACAGGGAGACUCCUAAGAAGAUAAGAGGGACGGGCAAAGGAAGGCGGUGGGGAGCGAGUGGCCCAGGAGCCUCGGUUGGCAGCCGAGCCCAGCCCGCUGGGGAAGGGGCGCCCAGGAGCUUCUUUAUCUCUGCAGCUGCUGGGAUGCGGAGAACUGCUGCUGGACUGCUCCCGGCAGCGUAGGGAGCCAGUUGCAGCCUUUCCCCGCGCCCGCGGGACUGCUGCCCUUGCCAGCCGGGAGGCGGGGCUGCCCAGCUCACCUGGCCAACUGGGGCGGGGCUGCCCACUACCUAGGUGGAGGAGGCGGCGGCGGUACCCGGUGUGCGGGAGACAAGCUUGUCCUGGGAGUCAGCAAGAGCUCCCACCCCUCCACACCCCCCACGCCAGCGCCGGCCCUCCCUCCGCUCCUUCGCUCUCUCCCUCCCUCCCCUCUCCUCCCCUCACUUGCUCCCUCCCUCCCUCCCUCGGAGCCCAAUUGCUCAAGCCGCUUCCUUCCCCAGCGCCAGUUCCUCUCCUAGUGGGGCCCGGGAAGGGCCUUCAAAGCUAGAAACGCGGACCGCGGCAGUGGAGCUGCAGGACCAUGGCCGAGCCCCGAGUGGCAGCGAUCUCUGCGCCCAGGGCCUCUCCGGCACCGAGCGCUCAAAGUCUACGGAGCGUCCGGCAGCCCCGCCCCUCGAGUGUGGACUACCGCAGCCUGGCCAGGUACCGCGGCAGCGCCGCCUUCUCCCGGGAGCUCCCCUUCCACGGCUCGCUGACGUGUUCUGGAGCGGGCUCGGGACGCCGGCGGGGCGCUCUGCGGGAGCUGCUGGGGCUGCAGGGGGGAACUCCCACCGGGUGGCAGUCAGAGGAGCGCGCGGAGGAGCGGUCCCCGGGCGGGCCGAAUGCAGUGGGCAACAGCAGGCUGUGCCUGGAGCCCCGGGAGCACGCGUGGAUACUGGCUGCCGCUGAAGGCCGUUUUGAGGUGCUGCAGGAGCUCCUGGAAGCUGAUCCUGGACUGCUCCUACGGGGUGAUCCGAUCACCGGCUACUCGUUGCUGCACUGGCUGGCCAAGCACGGGCGCCACGAGGAACUCAUCCUGGUGCACGACUUCGCCCAGCACCGGGGGCUGCGACUCGACGUGAGCGCCCCGGGGAGCGGCGGCCUCACGCCCCUUCACCUGGCGGCCCUGCAGGGCCACUACAUGGUCAUCAAAGUGCUGGUGGGCGCCUUGGGAGCUGAUCCCACACGCCGAGACCACAGCGGCCACCGGGCCUGUCAUUACCUGGGGCCCGACGCACCCUGGACUCUGCGGGAGUUAUCGGGGGCCGAGCAAUGGGAGAUAGAGCAAGGCAGUGAGAGGAGCAACGCCAACAACAACAGCAGCGGCGCCACUGCCGCGUGGACGCCUCGAAGGACUCUGAACGCAGUGGGCGCUACGGCUGUGGAGACCACGGCGAGAGAAACGGCGUUACACCGCAAGGAGAAAGACUCCACGGGCAAUCGAGUGGCGCAAAUUCAAGGCUUUUUUCGCCAGAUGUUCCCCUUCUUCCAGGACCGUUGAGGAUGACUUAGACAUGAGCGCAGGUCCGCAACACCGCAACAAGGCCUCGGUCCUGGGCUGUCCAAGGUUCCACUGAGGGGGUGGUGCCUCGGAUGCGGCUGAGUGCGCUGGAUCUGCAAAGAGCGGACAACCUCGGGUCUGUCUCAAGUAGCUGUCACAGGUCUUCUGCAGCCAAAGACCAGGACAACCGGGGACCAGCCCCCGACCCAACUGAGGCAGAGCAAAGACCAAUCUGUCCUGGCGCCCAGUCCCCAGAGGAGUUGGAGUUAGGAGCAGGAGCUUGGUCCUGCGUGGGAGAGGGAAAGUUAAGUUUCCAGUAGCCAUUUACCUGGCAGAAGUUCUGGCUUCUUAGGAAACAUUUGCUAGAAAAAUGAGCUAAGACUGUAAACCAUUGAUGCAGAGGAAGCGCCUAAAUGCAGGCUUGACUUAGCUGUUAAUGGGUCAUUUAGUGCUGCCAGAGUCAGCGACCCUGGCUCCCGGUUCCUGAGACAACCAGGCCUCACUGGUACCUUAUCAAAUAUAUCACUGAUGACUUCUUAAGCACAUUAAAGUGGAAUUCUGUUUUCGUUUCACAUGA